CUGUGAGUGAAGGUAACUUUCUCCCUUUCGCGCGCUUCUUCGACCAAAUGCCAUAAAUCCGCCAAACUACAGGAUCCAGUAAAUUCCGGAUUUACGGAAAAAAAAGGGAAACGGAGGAUUUAUCCCGCCGUGAGAUUUACGGGGGGCUCAAAUCCCGUUUGGCAGGAUUUAGCAUAAAUACUACUAAAAUCCUGCAUAAAUCCUGUUGCCAAACAGCCCCUCCCUCGUCUAAUUUAACGAGAGCUGACGUCCCUUUUCCCGCCAAUUUCCGAAGAGAGAGAGAGAGAGAGAGAGAGGAUGGGAGCGGGGGAGAUCCGAAGGAGAGUCCAGAAGAAAUUUAAGCUCCGAGGCUUCACGCUAAAGGUCGAUGCUUUGGAGGAAGCCCUAUCCUUCUUGUCUCAUUUCCAGGACGCGGAGGAUGAAGCCCUCGACCUCCUUCUUGAUGAGAUCGACAAGGAAUCACUUAAAUCGUCGAUCCUUGACGGGGAGGCAGUUCGACGUGUUGUGAACCUUCUUUUAGAGGCGGAGACCGCCGUAGAUCCGACCUCGCCUGCGGUCAGCAGCCGAUCGGCUCUACGUGUGGUAGAUGCGUUCGUGAUCCCGAGAUUUUGUUACGAUCCCAUCAAGCAGGUGUUCUACGAGUACAUCGGUAAAUUAUCAAUCCACGGGGAAGCUACAGACAAAGCUGCCCUUUACAAAGACAGGUACCAACUGUUGCAUCAGAGGCUCACCCGAGACAAGUACUUCUCAAAGCCUGUAUUUGAUGCUGAAAUGGUGGACUCGGAGAGCUGUGAGAUAACUCCCAUACAAUCUUUGAUUGGGUGUAUUGGAAGGAGAUGGCUAAUGGGGGUCAUAUCUCAACUUGAGGAAGGUCACUUCUAUUUGGAAGAUCUUACUGCUGCAAUACCAAUUGACUUGACAAAUGCAAAAAUCACUUCAGGAUUCUUUGUCGAGAACACAGUGAUUGUUGCCGAAGGAGAGCUUCUUUCAAAUGGAAUUUUCAAGGUCAAUACAUGUGGAUUUCCACCUUUAGAGGAUAGAGAUGAUUCCUUAUCUUUGCUCAUGGGUCUCGAUUUCUUUGGUGGUGGUGUUGUCACAACAGAAGAAAAUCUCAGAAUGUCAGCAAUGGAAAAGAAAGCAGAGAAUGACAUGUUUGUCAUACUUUCAGAUGUAUGGUUGGACAACGAAGAGGCUAUGGAAAAGCUAUCCGUGGUCUUGGAUGGUUAUGAAAGUUUGGAGGUGGUUCCUUCUUUAUUUGUUUUGAUGGGAAAUUUCUGUUCUCGUCCGUGCAAUCUUUCUUUCCACUCGUUCUCUAAUCUCAGGACGCAGUUUGAAAAGCUGGGAGAAAUGAUAAAAGCUCAUCCAAGGAUAAACGAGCAAAGUCGUUUUUUGUUUAUCCCAGGUCCUGAUGAUGCAGGUCCAGCAAAAGUUCUUCCAAGGUGUGCAUUGCCAAACUAUCUAAUUGAAGAGCUCCAGAAGCUCAUUCCCACUGCUAUCUUCUCAAGCAACCCUUGCAGAGUAAAAUUCUACACUCAAGAAAUUGUAUUCUUCCGGCAAGAUCUCCUCUACAGGAUGCGUCGUUCAUCUUUGAUUCCACCUUCCUCGGAAGAAACCACUGAUCCAUUUGAACAUCUUGUUGCUACCAUUACUCAUCAAAGCCAUCUCUGCCCUCUACCACUCACAGUACAGCCUAUCAUUUGGAGCUAUGACCACUCUCUUCGGCUCUACCCAACCCCUCACACGAUUGUUUUGGGUGAUAGGAGUGAGCAGAAGGCCUUCAAAUACACAGGAAUAACGUGUUUCAACCCUGGAUCCUUCUCCAGUGACGGCACCUUUGCAGCAUAUCGUCCCUGCACGCAAGAAGUUGAGCUAUCGGCCCUUGAAAGCUAGGAUUUUGAGCCUCAUAACAAAACUUUAUUCUUUUGGUCGCCUGUAGCUCCUACCUCAAAUAAUAGGAAUAUUUAUACCGGAAGUUCCAUGCUUUAGAUUCCCAUGAUAAUGUUAUUUGUAAUUUGGUAGCAUGAGUUCGGUUCGGGGCCCCUAAGCAUAGAAAAUGUAAACCCAAAAAGAAAUGAUUUUUUUUUUUUUAAGUUUAUUGAUUGUAGUUAUUUUGGUUUCUUAUAGUAUUGUUUUUAAUACUGAUGAAGCAAGUUUCUUGCUCA
This is a messenger RNA of Dendrobium catenatum, 2162 nucleotides long. Its product is annotated as DNA polymerase epsilon subunit B. The transcript is spliced from 13 exons. Gene Ontology annotation, cellular component: epsilon DNA polymerase complex. Bases 298 to 1890 code for a protein of 530 amino acids. Gene Ontology annotation, molecular function: DNA binding. Gene Ontology annotation, biological process: error-prone translesion synthesis; DNA-templated DNA replication. The record is from RefSeq and is a predicted model, not a curated record. Lineage: Eukaryota; Viridiplantae; Streptophyta; Magnoliopsida; Asparagales; Orchidaceae.